Saccostrea cuccullata (small rock oyster) is the source of this 1529-nucleotide messenger RNA. RefSeq names its product organic cation transporter-like protein. Gene Ontology annotation, biological process: transmembrane transport. NCBI's taxonomy places the organism in Eukaryota, Metazoa, Mollusca, Bivalvia, Ostreida, Ostreidae. The annotation marks the transcript as partial. The record is from RefSeq and is a predicted model, not a curated record. The transcript is spliced from 9 exons. Gene Ontology annotation, cellular component: membrane. Gene Ontology annotation, molecular function: transmembrane transporter activity.
CUGGAUCUUUUCUGUGACCGGGCAUACCUAGCAGAAGUACUACAAUCGCUGCUCUUCGUGGGACAGAUGGUCGGCGCAGCCUUUGCCUCCUCUCUCAGCGAUAGAUUUGGAAGAAAAACGGUGUACCUUGGGUCCACCCUUCUGACCUUUAUCAUUGGCAUUAGUGUGGCAUUUGCUGAAAACUAUAUUACACUUGCGAUCUUAAAAUUUAUUUUAGGUGUUUUGCAGCAGGGAAUGGUUGUCAUCGGUUCGGUGCUCUCGUUAGAACUCUUUCCAGAAAAGACCCGUUUCAUUAGCGAGGGUUUGCAGGCUCUUUUCUGGACCUCAGGUUUAGUCGUUAUGGCCCCCAUUGCCUAUCUGAUGCAGAACUACUCCUGGAGAUAUUUACAAAUUGCACUUACUUCAUUUUCUGCAAUUAGUCUCUUUCAGUUCUGGUUUCAAGAUGAAUCACUAAGAUGGCUAGCAGUAAAUGGAAAAUAUGAAGAAGCAAACAGAAUAGUUAGAAAGGUGACCAGAUGGAACAAACUGAAUUAUGAAGAUCUUAAAAAAAUCGUGGACAGAAAGAUGGCAAGAGCUGAGAAAGACAAAUGCUUGUUGGAGGAUACGAAACGCUCAGAACAAUCCAAGGAAAUUAUCAUUGUGGAAAAGCUCAGCAUAGUUAAGGGGGAUGACGAUUUAUCAAUUACCAUUGAACUAUUUAUGAAUGUUGACGAUUAUUUGAAAUUUUUAACCUUUAGGGUUACCAAUACUCUGACAUACUUCGGACUGACCUUGACCUCAACAUCAUUGGCUGGGAAUCGGUAUUUGAAUUUUUUCCUCUCAGUCUGUGUAGAGUAUAUUGGAGGAAUUCUGGAAUUUUUAAUGCUUCGAUGCCUAGGAAGACGAACAAUUACUGUUAUUUUUCACAUCAUAACAGGAUCGGCGUUAGCUCUUUCCACAGCCUUGAACCACUUCUCUGAUGGAAGCCAGCCAGCGAUAAUGACAUCAGUUGUGAUGUCAUUUAUAGGUAAACUGUCAAUAACGGGUUCAUUUAGCCUACUUUUUCUCUUCACCGCAGAACUUUAUCCAACAAAUCUCAGGAAUGCUGGUUUAGGAAUUUCCUCUUCUUUCUCUAGAGUUGGUGCCAUUGUUUUCCCCUUUGUCGGAAUAUUGGCAACAGAGGUACCUUGGGCUCCAGGAACUAUAUUUUCUUCUAUGUGUUUCAUUGUGGUAGUACUUGCUGUGUACUUACCGGAAACACGAGGAUGGGAUCUUCCUCAGACAAUAGCUGAAGUAAAAGUUUGGUACAAAGAAAAAAGUGGAUUCCAGCUGAAGAAAAGUCAGAGGACUGACUCUGUGGAGACUUCAGAAAUAAAGUAGAAAAUAUAUACACAGUAUUAUUGUAUGUACUGAAAAAUAGAUUAAAUGAAGAUGUCAACAAGCAAAUUCAAAGAAUUAUGGUCCCUUGCUUUCGGUGUCUAGCUGGAUGGGAUGUAAAUAUUUAUGGUAAAUUGUUUCAAAUACGAGCGCCAUUCAAAAGUAAUCACCAA